AUGGAGGUCCAUCCGGCAGAUCAGAGCCGGGCAGCCGCCGGGCGGAUCGCGCUGUUGGCUGUGCUGCUGCCUCUGUGCUGCCGGGCGGCGCCGGAGCGGAUCCGCUACUCCAUCCCCGAGGAGCUGGGCAGAGGCUCGCUGGUAGGGCCACUGACGCGGGACCUGGGGCUGAGCCCGGCCGAGCUGCCGGCACGCAAGCUGCGGCUGGUAGCUAGUGAUAAGCAAUACUUCAGUCUCGGGGAAGAUAAUAUAAAUCUGCGGGUAAACGAGAGGAUAGACAGAGAGAGCAUCUGCGGGGCCGCGUCGCCUUGUGUCCUCAGUCUGGAAGCAGUCGUGGAAAACCCUUUCAAUAUGUUUCAUGUGAGCGUUACGAUCCAGGAUGUCAAUGACAAUGCACCGCAGUUUGAUAGGGAAUUUAUGGCCAUAGAAAUGAUCGAGUCCACGCCUCCUGGAGCCAGGUUCCCACUGAGCAGUGGCAGAGACCCCGAUAUUGGGGCGAACUCAUUACAAAACUACCAACUUACUCCAAAUCCGCUCUUCUCCCUCGUUGUGAGGGAGAGUCCUGAUGGGACAAAGCAGCCGGAAUUAGUGCUGGAGAAAAGCUUAGAUCGAGAAAAACAGAGAAAUCACCAUUUGAUCCUGACAGCGGUGGAUGGAGGGGAUCCAGCCCGCUCUGGGACCGCGCAGAUUAACAUUAACGUGACCGAUGCAAAUGACAACCCGCCAGUAUUCACCAAAGACAUCUACAAGGUUCGCCUCCUGGAAAACCUGCCAGAAGGCUCCUUGGCUUUUCAGGUGAGAGCUACUGACAGCGACGAAGGGACAAAUGCAGAAAUUACCUACACUUUCAGUGCCAUAGCAAACAAAGCUCGCCAGCUGUUUUCUCUGGACGCUAGGACAGGAGAUGUGAGGGUGACAGGUCCCUUAGAUUAUGAAGAAGGGAAAUAUUACGAAGCAACUGUUGAAGGUAAAGACGGAGGUGGGCUGAGAGCUCAUGCCAAAGUGCACAUAGACGUUGUAGAUGUGAACGACAAUGCGCCAACUCUUUCCCUCCUGCCCAUCUUGAACCCAAUACCCGAAGACUCGGUCGUGAGCACAGUUGUAGCUGUGGUUAAUGUUCGUGACAGAGAUUCGGACGAUAAUGGAGGGGUGAGCUGCAGCAUCAAUGGCGAUUUGCCUUUCAGACUAGAACCGUCAUCAGAGAACACCUAUAAAUUAACAAUAGCCCGUACCUUGGACCGAGAAGAGGUCCCUGCAUACAAUAUUACGAUCACUGCCCGGGACCGGGGCAGCCCGUCGCUGUCGAGCAGCGCGACGCUGGUGCUGGAGGUGUCGGACGUGAACGACAACGCGCCAGUAUUCGAGGAGGCCGCAUACAGCGCCUACGUGUCGGAGAACAACGCGGUGGGCGCGCCGGUGGUGCGCGUGGUGGCGCGGGACGCGGACGCGGGCGCCAACGGGCGCGUGAGCUACGCGCUGGCGGGCGGCAGCGCGGGCGCGGCGGCGUACGUGUCGGUGGAGGCGCGGAGCGGCGAGCUGUACGCGCAGCGCUCCUUCGACUACGAGCAGUGCCGCGAGUUCGCGGUGACGGUGCGGGCGCAGGACGGCGGGGCGCCGGCGCGGAGCUCCACGGCCACGGUGCGCGUGUUCGUGCUGGACCGCAACGACAACGCGCCGCGGGUGCUGUGGCCGGCGCCGGCAGCCGGAGCGGGGGCUGGGGCUGCGGCGUCGUCGUCGUCGUCGGGUCCGUUCGAGGUGGUGCCGCGGUCGGCCGAGGCCGGGUACCUGGUGGCCAAGGUGGUGGCGGUGGACGCGGACGCGGGGCGCAACGCGUGGCUGUCGUACGAGCUGGUGUCGGGGCCGGCGGAGCCGGCGCUGUUCCGCGUGGGGCUGCACAGCGGCGAGGUGCGCACGGCGCGGGCCGUGUCGGAGAAGGACGCGGCCAAGCAGCGGCUGGUGGCCGUGGUGAAGGACCACGGGCAGCCGGCGCUGUCGGCCACGGCCACGCUGCACGUGGUGCUGGCCGAGAGCUUGCAGGAGGCGUUGCCGGAGCUGAGCGAGCGGCCGGCGGGCGGCGAGGCGGCGGCGGAGCUGCAGUUCUCGCUGGUGCUGGCGCUGGCGCUGCUCUCCGCCCUCUUCCUGCUGAGCGUGGCGCUGGCCGUGCUGGCGCGGCUGCGCCGGGCCGGGCCGCCCGCCGUCCUGCGCUGCCUGGGCGCGCAGCGCUUCUCCGUGGCCGGCGCCGCCUUCCCGGCCGACUUCUGCGAGGGCACCUUGCCCUACUCCUACAACCUGUGCGUGGCUCCGGCCCGCGCCGUGGCCGAGGCCGCUUGGCCGCCGCCGCCGCUGCCCAGCGUGCCGGCGGAGGAGCUUCUGGGCGGGGAGCCGUGCGGGAAGCGGAGCCCGAGCGGCAGCGCCUUAGCGGGAGAGCCGCACGAAGACCCUGACGUACCGCAGGUCAGUAAGCUCACCCACUCUGUGACUUUGAGCCUUCCUUAA
This is a messenger RNA of Colius striatus (speckled mousebird), 2496 nucleotides long. RefSeq names its product protocadherin gamma-B5-like. The record is from RefSeq and is a predicted model, not a curated record. Gene Ontology annotation, cellular component: plasma membrane. Gene Ontology annotation, molecular function: calcium ion binding. Lineage: Eukaryota; Metazoa; Chordata; Aves; Coliiformes; Coliidae. The transcript has a single exon. Gene Ontology annotation, biological process: homophilic cell-cell adhesion. Bases 1 to 2496 code for a protein of 831 amino acids.